CUCGACGGUUAGAUACGUUUAAUCGGUUGGAAGAAUUGCAAGUAUAUUAUUGUUGAUAAUUUAAAACUAUCAAAAAUGGCACUAAACGGUAAGAUUUAUAUUUUUCAUGAGUAGCUUUGAUACUUUAUAGUAUAAUUAAAUCAUUAUGGAAAUAUUUUCUACCAGCAAAAUGUGUAACGUUUCCAAAACAUUUCUUACUGGGGACAGCAACCUCAGCGGUCCAAGUUGAAGGAGCCUGGAAUGAAGACGGUAAGUUUAAAAAAUUUUGAUUAACAAAUAAUUAUUAUAAUGACAUCUCAAAAUUUAAAGACAAAUAUAAAAACGAUUAAUAUACGUAACAGAUUAAAAUUGAAUAAUGAACAAUAUAAAUAAAAAUUGUAAUAGCAAUACGUCAUAAUUGAAAAUUAUUAAUUAUAACAAACAACAACAAAAAAUAUUUUUAGGAAAAACGCCAUCAAUGUGGGACGAUUAUUUUCACAAUUCUGGUGGAAAUAAGACGUACAGGUACUACUUAGACAUGGACACUUCCCUUAUUGAACAGUAUAAAUGUAAAGGUGUACAACCGAGGUUAGUCGAUGAAUAUAAAGGAAUGGCGGUAUACGAAGUCCCAGCGUCUAAAGUUAUCGAUGAAGAAUAUUUCAAUUUUAACGCGGAUAUUGCUGCGGAUACGUACCAUAAAUUAGAUACAGACAUUCAACUUCUUAAAGAUUUGGGAGUUGGUUUCCGAUUUAAUAAAAAAUGGUCCAAAUAAAAAUAAUUUAUCUAUCCAUUUAUUCUAGGUCCAAGCUUAUAGGUUUUCUAUAAGUCCCACCAGAGUAAUUCCGGACCUACAUGACCAUUUACCAGGACAAAAGGGAAUAGAUUAUUAUAAUAAACUAAUCGACAAGUUAAUUGAAAACGGUAUAACGCCAAUGGUAAAUAUAUUGUUUGAAUAGUAUUCUCAAUAACCGCAUCCAACUAAAUUUUACUUUUGUUUUUUGUUUACAAGUAAACGUUAUUAUUUAUUAUGAGCUGAUGUAUUUGUAAGAGUUUAGAAUAAAAUGUAUAAUUAUUUUCGCGUUAUUAAAUUUAGGCAACGUUGUUUUAUUAUGAUUGCUCGUCAGACGGAAAUACUUUCGGUGGAUUAUUGCAUUCACAUAUCAGAACACUAUUUGAGGGGUAUGCUAGAUUGUGUUUUGAAAAUUUCGGAGAUCGAGUAAGUCAUAAUACUUAAUAUCAUAUGAUAAUAAUGUAUUCAUGUAUCUAUAAAUAAUAAUCGUUUUUAAAGGUAAAAUAUUGGACAACGUCUGCAGACCUACAUAUAGUAGCCGAAGGAUACGGUUCCGAGCAUUUUGUACCCGGAUUUCAGGAACAUCAAUUUAGUGGAUUUUUAGACUACAUGGCAAUACAUAACAUAUUGCUCUCUGCAUCAAACGCUUACAGAAUGUACAACAAAGAAUUUAAGGCAAAACAGCAAGGUAAUAUUAUAUUUAAUAUAUUUAAUUACGCCAGUGGAUGAGGUCCAAGUAACAACAAUAGUACAGGUUAACUGAUAACAACAAGAUACGAUUACUAUAAAUUCAUUAACUAUGUCAAUUACAAAUCCAUUGCGAAAAUUCACAGUUUACAAUAACAAUAAUAAUAAUAAUAAUAAUAUUCUCGUUUAGGCGAAGUAAGCAUUGCCAUUAAUGGAACCUGGUUUUAUCCUAAAGACCCGAAUAAUCCGGAGCAUCGAAGAAUCGCUAAACUCGCACGUCUCUCAACUGUAAAUUACAAAUAAACAUUUUUAAUUCAAUCUGUUUUAUCUUAUUAGUUAUGUUAUAUGAAUUAUUUUAGUUUGGUAUGAUCUUGCAUCUUUUAGCCAAAGGUGAGUAUCCCAAAGAAGUCGUAGAAGCCGUUGAAAAAAAUAGUAAACGUGAAGGUUUUAAAACGGGCCGUCUGCCAAAAUUUACAGAACAAGAAAAAGAAGUCGUCGUGGGUAAUUGAUAAUUUGAAUGAUUAAGUAACAACGUAGCAGUAUCUAUUUAAUAAACUAAUGAAACAAAAGUUUUACCCAGAUGUAAAAGUAAAACAAAUAUGAUAGUUGACCAUAUAAUAUUUUUUUCAACAGGAGCAUUCGAUUUCAUUGUAUUUAAUUACUACAGCAGUAUAAAAGUUCGACCAUUAACCGAGGAAGAAUUAAUAAAUGAACCAAAUCAUAAAAGAAGAGAUCGAGGAUACUUCAUGGAGUUUGAUAACAUAUGUCCAGCCGAAGUACUACUGUUACAUUUAUACAUUUUUUUUUUACUUUUUUAUUUAAUUAAAGAGGUGUCUUAUGUUCUAUAAAUUGUAAUUUUCUUUCUGAAUCAAGGUGUAUGAUGGAUUCUUAAAUUGCUUGAAAUAUGUUGACGAAGUGCUGAAGCAACCGAAGAUAUUCAUUGGUGAAAAUGGUUUUCCCGAGAACGACGAUGUUGAUAAUAGCGAUAAAAAAGUAGCUUAUCAUACAGUAAGUAAACCAUAAUUUUAAAAAUUAAAAUCAAUAUUUAUUUGCGUGUGAUUAAUUUAGAUUUUAAUAUUAACGUGUAUAUAUUUAGUAAAUAUGUUUUUUGUUUAUUUCAUUUUUAGGGAAUUUUAGAUAAACUCCUAGAAGCGUUGGAUCAAAAUAUUAAUGUAAUAGGUUACUGUGUCUGGUCAUUCGUAGAUACUCUGGAAUUCACAUUUGGUUACAAGUAAUUUAAAUUUAUAUAAUAUUUAUAUCGAUUUUCAAAUUUAUAAGUCUUACGAAUUGCUUUUCAUAAAAUAUUUUAUUAAUGCUCAAAUCAUAAUCAUGUUGUAAUCGAAUAUCUAUAUUACGUUAUAGGAAGAAAUUUGGAAUUUAUGCUGUGGACUUUGAAGACAAAUCAAGGCCAAGAUCAAAGAAAAAUAGUUUUUCGUUUUUUCAACGGUUAUUCAAGACCAAGCAAUUAAAUUAAUUAAGUAAUGGUUUAAAUUUAAUCAAAAUAACGUAUUAAAAUAUUAGAAAGGUGUAGUUUAGAUUAGACAAAAAGUGUAAAAAAA
Cinara cedri is the source of this 3015-nucleotide messenger RNA. The record is from the annotation of a GenBank genome assembly. NCBI's taxonomy places the organism in Eukaryota, Metazoa, Arthropoda, Insecta, Hemiptera, Aphididae.